Cololabis saira (Pacific saury) is the source of this 6468-nucleotide messenger RNA. RefSeq lists its product as uncharacterized. The record is from RefSeq and is a predicted model, not a curated record. The transcript has 24 exons. Lineage: Eukaryota; Metazoa; Chordata; Actinopteri; Beloniformes; Belonidae. Bases 269 to 5875 code for a protein of 1868 amino acids. Gene Ontology annotation, molecular function: guanyl-nucleotide exchange factor activity.
AGAAGUGAAAGAGGAGCUGAGCUAUCAACAGGCGGCUUGACAAUUUGUGUCUCUCUGUGCCACAUACUCAAAGUGCGUGAAGAAUGGAGUUGACUUUACUUAUUUUUCAGUCAGGACUGCUCACUGUCUUGUGGAUGUACUUCAGCCAGCUGAUGAACUAAACAUGGCAAGUCUCCUAGCACAGAGCCAGAGGAGGUUGCCUGGAAAGGAUUAUCAGGACCAAAAAUGAAAAAACUUUCUAUCUGGUAGAGGAGAGACUGCUGCAAACAUGAAUCCAGAAUCCCUGGACUCGUCUAUCCAGAGCGCCUUGUCGGCCCUCUUCCCACCUUUCGAGGUCACAGCGCCAAUCGUCAUCAGCCAGCUGUUUCGAACCAUUGAUGAGCGUUACCAGGGCGAUGCUCUGCAGUGCCUGCUGGACUUCCUUAUUCCUUCCAAACACUUGCUGGAGAGUGUCCAACAGGCUGCGUGUGCUGGCUACUCCGAUGUGGUUUUCCGCUGUGAAGGCUGGCCUCUGUGUCUCCACGACAAAACCGUUAUCCACUUGGCAUCUGUGAACCCUUUGCUGUUGCGUCCCGGAGACUUCUAUCUCCAGGUGGAACCUUUCGGUGACCAAGCGGCACGAAUCGUCCUCAAAAGUCUUUUGGAGGAGGGAUGUAGAGAAAUCGAGGAGACCCCCAUCCCUGAGACGUCAUACCCCUGCAUUUUCACUGAGGAGUGGCUGCAGGACAUCAAUGAAGGUCGUCAAGGAACUCCUCUGUCGCGGUGUUUGCUUUCCACGGACCAGGGAGUCAUCAAGUUGCCGUGGACUAAAAUUGCCAUCCCCGAGUUUUUAGACAAGCCCAGGGUGAUGCCCACCUGUGAGAAGGCAACCCCUGAGUCCAAACAGAUUGCAGUUCCUUUCCCGUUUGACUCCUCCACCCUCCCAGUAGGGGCUGUGAUUCCUCCACUAGAAGAUAGGAUGUCAGCGUCUCUGAGACCUGCGUGCUCCCCUUCCAGACUUGUUAAAAAGGGACACGAAAGACUAACCCCAAAAUCCGGCUUCAAACCCUUAAUCAAACCUGUAGGUUGGGUUUCUCCUAACACCUGGGAGAGCCACAACUAUCAGGAGAUAGAGGGGGACUAUGUAGAUCUGGUGGAUAUAUCCAAAGGGAAGGAGUUUGUGGAUAAACACAGAGACAGCCAUGACAUUUCUCCUAAAUUAGUUUUGCUCCAGUCUGUUAGACCACCGUCACAUGUUUACCUCGGGAAUAGAGCUCCCUAUGGACACAGCCUUCAGCCCACUAAAGAGUCCUCCACACCAUGUAGCCAAAGAGAUCUGGGGCAGGAACUCACUGAUCAAGACUUUAAGUCCAGGUACAGAGACUCUUAUGUGGCAGCGCUGAGAAACCCACUUCCCUUUGAGAAGGGAAGUGUAGACCACCUGUCUGCUUUAGAGGAAGGGAGCGUGUUUGAGGAAGGGGACCCAAGACCAGGAGGUUCUUUUGAAGCUCAGAAAGACUACCUAGGAAACGUUUGUGACCGCUGUGAAGGCAGUGAACUCUGCCAGCAUGAGCCCUGCUGCGAGCAAACACCAGAGGACUCUGCGGGUCACCUUAGCAGCGCUUCGGAAUCAGAAAAACCCACGGAGGAAUCAUCCGUCAUCUUGAAUUCAACAUCAGUUCCGAGCCUCAGUCAGAGAGUUCCAACUAAACAUAUCUCCCACCAACUGGGACAUACUGCUUGUGUGCCUCCAGUGUCACACGUCUCUAUGGCAACCUGUGAUGGCGACUUGAAACCAAAUCAAAAGGCAGGUGUUGUUAAACCAUCGGGCAAGCAGAAAGUUAAAGCAAGGUCUCUGUCCACCGUGUCAGAAACACCGGUGGGGAGUCCCGUUCUCUAUAAACUCAACAACAGAAGCCACAGUGACAUUUGCCCCGAAACAAUCAAUGACCUAAUCCAGCGUAAAAAAAGCGUGCUGGUGGAUCGAGAAACCGGAAGGCUGGAGAGAGAGAAGUGCUCUAAAAAAGAUUCACAAUCAAGCCGCGGUGAAACCCUAUCUAAUACGAAUGCACCAUCUCCUUCAGAUGUCCAGCUGCCAGCAACAGUUCCUGACUCUGAAAAGGUCCCAACAACUAAAGACUCUGCUUUCAGGAGGGUCAGCAGUCUGCUGGAACUGGGGAUUUUUUAUUUACCAGGCAGCAGGGACAGGAAUGGCAGAGCAGUGAUGGAGUGCCACACAGACAGAAAGGAGUGGAUGUCCCCUCUUGUGUCAGCACAGAGUGUUUGUGAAUUGCUGCUUUAUUUACACUCCAUACCAAGGAAAGAUGUUCGAGAACUUGGAAUGACGUUGGUAAUUAAUGCCAGGAAGAAACCUCCUCCGCUCCAGCUGUACAAAGCCCUGUUGAUGACCCAGGAACAAGCUCUCCAUGCGGUCCACUGCAUCAUCAUUCUGAUGGAUAAAGAUAGUUGUCCAAGACCUGAAAAACAGCCUGGUCUGCAGAUGGACGUGGUGACCUCUAUGAGGGUCCUGAACAAGACGGUGGAAGCUUCCCAACUGACCUCUGAUCUCGGAGGGACCUUCACCUACGCUCACGCCGAUUGGCUGCAGUUCCAUCGGAAACUAGUAUCUUUCAAGCACGAGUUGCAAGGGUCCAACAGUUUGUUGCAAAAGGCCAUCGAGAAUAUGGACGUAAGGAAACCAACGGACAGUGCCCAGGAAGUGCAGCGAAGCAUUCAGGAGCAGAAGGUGUCCAUGAAAGAGGUACUGGAAGAUGCAAGACUGGUUACUCUGCAAAGGGAAGGAGGAACCUUACUGGCCAGGAUGAAGAAAGAGGAAUUCAGGUUUCAGCAGUCAGAGGACUACAGAGAUGCUUUGGAGGCAGCGACAAGUCUGUACAACCAAGUGGAGGAGAAGCUACAUACACUAGUGAUGAAAUCCAAUGAGUCACUGCAGCACCUGGAGUUCCUCCUCAGGAUCAGAGAAACAGAAGCGGAAAUCGUCACGGCCGGUAUGUGGUUCAGCACGGAGGGUGAGCAAAGACUGACGGACUCUCGCACAACAGAUGAUACACUACAGCACACUGAAACGGCCUUGCAGGACUUUAAUCUCUUUUUCCUGAAAUCUAAGGAGAAACAACAGCACGGCUUGACCCUCACAGCAGCAGCAGAGGGGAUUAUCAGCACCCGUAACUCUCGUCCUGGGACGGAUGCUUUGGGUAAACUUGUUAGCACUUUCAAAUCCAGCGUACAGGACUUCAUGCUACGUGCAGAACAGAGGCAGAAGGAGCUGGAAACGCUGGUGCACGUGUGCAGCUUCUGUGACCAGGUUGCUGCCCUGGCUAAAGAAUGUAGUCAGUUUUCCGAGCAGGUAGAGGAAGGGUCUUGGUCAGCUCACACCCUAAGCACACUCCAGAUGUAUAAAGAGAGAUUAGGUGGUGAAUUCUCCACCCACCACUUUGAGGCGCUGAGAGCUGAAGCCUGCGCUGUGGGAUCAGCGGGCCCUGGGAUCAUGAAAGUGUGGAAUGCAGCCUGGGUCCAAAGCCAAGAAGUCAGGCAGUGUCUUGAAGAGAUGCAGAAGAAGAAGAAGAAGAAAGGCGUAGAUAAGAGCCAGAUCCAGCAGACCGCAGCUGCAAACCCUCCUGGGGAACAUGGAGAAAUGGAGAGGGAGGGGAAGAGGAAUGAGCUGGGGGAAGCUGUGAGCGCUCUAACCCAGCAGCCUGUCUCCCUUACAGAGUCGGUCAGUCCUGCAGAAAUCACAGGAGAAAGCAGCAAAGGUGCAAGCUUUAAGGACAACUUUAAAGGAGGCAAUAGCCAAGGUUUAAAAGAGAUGGAAUCUCCUGAAAAAUUUGUCAAAAAUCCAACAAGGACUCCUCUUUCUGCACAAAUUUGUGACCACAACCCAGAAAACAAAUGGAGGCCAAGAGAACACUGCAGCGAGGCAGAUCUGAGGAAUGCAAGUUCCACAACAGAAGCCAAGGACUUUCCACCGCACCAAUCUCUGGGUCGGUCCCUGAGCGACAACUCGUGUGUGAAGAGCAGCGCAUGCGCCUCAGCUUUGAAUAUAAGUCACAAACACCACCACAGUUGGUCAUUGGGUCAAAAUCUGCAGCCCUUGCAAAAUCUCCUCGUUCCCCAGAACGAGCGCACGUGUCAACAAAACACAAGCAGCCAACCAGACAGAGGCUGUAAUAAAGGUGAAUGUGAUGGACGUGCACUCUCUGCCCAGAAUCCUGAAGAUUCAAAGACCCAACAGACAUUAAUCACCGCAACAGAAAGCAACGGCAGUAGUGAUUUGAAGGUACAGAAGAUCUUGGAGGAAUUACUGUCAACAGAGAGGGAAUACGUCAAAGCGCUGGGUUACGUCCGAGAGCACUACUUCCCCGAGCUGGAGAGGGCCGACGUCCCCCAGGACCUCAGGGGCCAGAGGGGGAGCAUCUUCGGCAACUUAGAAAAGCUUCACGAUUUCCACUGUCACCAUUUCAUGGAUGAGUUGGAGAGCUGCGUCAGCGAACCCUUCAGAGUGGGGCGCUGCUUUUUACGUCACAGGGAGAGUUUUGCUCUGUAUGCUCUUUACAGCAAGAAUAAACCACAAUCUGACAGUCUUCUCAUCAACCAUGGACAGGUUUUCUUCAAGCAGAAGCAGCUGAAGCUCGGGGACAAAAUGGACUUGUGGUCAUACCUGCUGAAGCCCGUGCAGCGCAUUAGCAAGUACAGCUUGCUCCUGCAGGACAUGAUGAGCGAGUGCGGACAGGGACAAAGCAGAGAGAUUGCUGAGAUCAGGGCAGCCUUGGAGGUCGUCCAGUUUCAGCUUCGCCAUGGUAACAACCUGCUGGCCAUGGACGCCAUCCAACACUGUGAUGUUAAUUUGAAGGAGCAGGGGCAGCUGAUACGCCAGGAUGAGUUUUUGGUGACCUAUAGGAAGAAAAAAUGCUUCCGUCACAUCUUCCUCUUUCAAGAACUCAUUCUCUUCAGUAAGACCAGAAAGACCGAUGUAGGGAAUGACACAUACAUCUACAAACAGUCCUUCAAGACGUCUGACAUAGGCAUGACCCAAAACAGCGGGGACAGUGGCUUGUGUUUUGAGAUCUGGUUUAGAAAGAGGAAAAGCCAGGAUACAUACACACUUCAAGCUGCUGGCCGCACGGCCAAGGAGGCGUGGACCAAGGACCUGGAGCGGAUCCUGUGGGAGCAGGCCAUCCACAACAGAGAGGUGCGUAUGCAGGAGAGAGUGUUCUUGGGAAUCGGUAACAAACCUUUCAUCGACAUCCAGCCCAGUGACGCAGCUAUCAAUGACAGAGCCAUCGACUAUGCGCUGAUGGGAAGAGAAAACAAGGUGCUGUCUUCUGUGAGACCAUGUGGGGUGCAGGGUGAGCUUCAAGGGAAGCGGCCAAACUCUCUAGGUUCAGGCAGCAGCUCAUCGUCCUCCUCUUCCUCGGGACGAGGUUCUCUGUCCCCUGUAGGGUACGUUUGUGGGCCCAAACGAAAGGUUGUUUCAGGGGGCCUUGGAGGAUACGUAUCACCCCCUGGAGCUCUGGAGGAAGACGAUCUGGACCAGGAGAGCGGGAGUCAGAACUUACUGUUGGAUAGCUCGGAGUCUUCAGGGGACAGCGUAAGCGGCUUCAGUAGUUCGAGUCACAGCUUCCGGUCUGCUGUGGGAGGAGAGGUGGAGGACAGUUCGUCAGUCUGCCCUUCCAUAAUCACUGUGAAGGAUCCAGUCGCUUCUCCUCUAACUGAAGUCUCACCAGAGACCCAAACAGCAAAUGCUCUGGCAGGAUCUGCAGGGAAAAUCAAACCGCCAGUUGCACCCAAACCCAGGCACAGGCCACAGUGCCAGGACGGGGUUCUGGCAAGCGGCAAGGUUCAGAGUGCUGCUGUUGGAAAGUCCACUGAAGUUUGAUCCUUAUCGCAUAUAAGACCUGCGUGAAGCCCAUGAGAAGCGGAGGCCGGACUGCAUCAGCGCUGCAGAUGGCACCAUGUGCUGUUUCUGCAAUCCCUAACCCGUCACCACUUAAUAGACAAGAUAUUUGUUUAUAAUUCCUCUGUAUCACAAACAUAACCAUGGAUCAAUGUGAUUCUGAAAUGCAGAAAUGAUAUUUUAUUUACUGCUGUGCACUGUAAUGUUUAGUUUUAUUGCUCAAACAAAACAUUCUUUGGGUCAGUUGUAGCCACAAUGUCACAUUAAAUAAUAAUAAGCAAUAUAAUAAUGUCUUUGUUAUACUUCAAUAUUGUCCUUUGUACAAAGUUAAAUGCUUAACGUCACUUAAUUGCAGCAUAUGUGUUCUUUUGAAAAUAAAAUACAUUCAAAGUACUAAUUAUCUUCUCUUAAUAAAAAACUUGUAUAAACUAUGAUACUUGUAUGAAUAUUGAUCCUUUUGAGAGCUGCAUUGUUUCUUAUUGAAACAGAAGACAUGAAGUUAUUUGAUGUUUUUUUUUUAUAAAUGUGUAUUUCCAUUUCCAUAGUUUUUACAAUAAACAAAAAAAACUGCUGUU